Molecule: messenger RNA, 5231 nt
Organism: Erpetoichthys calabaricus (reedfish)
Lineage: Eukaryota; Metazoa; Chordata; Cladistia; Polypteriformes; Polypteridae
Gene: slc38a3a
Product: solute carrier family 38 member 3a
Exons: 17
Coding region: 297-1820 (507 amino acids)
Biological process (GO): amino acid transmembrane transport; histidine transport; asparagine transport
Molecular function (GO): L-glutamine transmembrane transporter activity; L-asparagine transmembrane transporter activity; L-histidine transmembrane transporter activity
Source: RefSeq, a predicted model, not a curated record
CAUUCGCACGGGGACAGCCUGACAGUCGCCGCUCAACAGGAGAACUGUGAGAGGUGAACCCGCGACUAUGAGAAAAUCGUAAAACACCCUCACCGAAGGCACUCCACUGACUCCAGACUGGACUGGGAAUCGACCUGGGAUUAAAGAUACGAUUGGCUGUUACAAGACGAGGUGCACGGCAGGAUUUCGAAGAGAGAAGAGACUGGACGAAGGAGCGGACGAAGGUGCAAACGGAUUUCAGUUGUGCGGUGCAGCUUAACAAGAUUCAUCCAGCAAAGUAGAGUCCAUCCAAAGCCAUGGAUUCAGCCCAGCCGCCCUUCGAGUCGGAAAUGAUGACUAUAAUCCCAAAUGGCAAGCACAGCGAGGACUUGUCUGUGCCCAUGAAAAGCCUGCCGGAGGAGGACAGGUUUGAGGAUACAGAGGGGCACACGGCAGAGGUUCAAGAAUUCUUACCCCACCCAGAUGGAAAGAAGCCCACUCGUUUUACAGAUUUUGAAGGAAAGACUUCAUUUGGCAUGUCUAUCUUUAACCUGAGCAAUGCCAUCAUGGGCAGUGGAAUACUGGGAUUAGCGUACGCCAUGGCCAAUACUGGCGUCAUCCUCUUUCUUUUCCUGCUAACAGCAGUGGCCACCUUGUCAAGCUACUCAAUCCACCUGCUGCUGAAGUCCUCUGGGGUUGUAGGGAUCCGAGCUUACGAACAACUUGGCUUCAGAGCAUUUGGCACCGCAGGAAAACUGGCUGCUGCCAUUGCCAUUACCUUACAGAACAUUGGUGCCAUGUCCAGUUACUUGUUCAUUGUCAAGUAUGAGUUCCCUUUGGUCAUCCAGGCUUUCCUGCACAUUGAAGAUAGUUCUGAUGAGUGGUACCUGAACGGAAAUUACCUGGUGGUGAUGGUCUCGGUGUGUAUCAUCCUCCCACUGGCCCUCAUGAAGCAGUUGGGUUACCUCGGAUACACCAGUGGCUUCUCCAUCAGCUGCAUGGUUUUCUUUCUCAUUGCUGUGAUCUACAAAAAGUUUCAGGUCCCCUGCCCUUUUCAAGAAUUUCACUUCAACAGUUCGGACAUACUCAACACCAGUAUGCUUGUGGAUUCAAAGAGCAGCCACGCCGAGGAUGAGGAGGAGUUGAGCUGCGGCCCUCGUAUGUUCACCCUUAACUCACAGACGGCUUACACAGUUCCCAUCCUGGCCUUUGCUUUCGUCUGCCACCCAGAGGUCCUGCCCAUCUACACUGAGCUUCGCAACCCCUCCAAGAAGAAGAUGCAGCAUGUGUCCAACAUUUCCAUCACAGUGAUGUACGUAAUGUACUUCCUUGCAGCUCUUUUUGGAUACCUUACAUUUUACGAUAAAGUCGGAGCAGAGCUGCUUCACACCUACAGCAAGAUCGACCCCUUUGACACGCUUAUCCUCUGCGUCCGACUGGCUGUGCUCACCGCCGUCACCCUCACUGUCCCUAUCGUCCUUUUCCCGGUCAGGCGGGCCAUCCAGCAGAUGCUGUUUGCGAACAAGACGUUCAACUGGGUGCGCCACAUCAUCAUUGCUGUUUGCCUCCUGACGCUCAUCAACCUGCUGGUCAUCUUUGCUCCUGGAAUUCUGGGCAUCUUUGGAGUGAUUGGAGCAACUUCAGCACCAUGCCUGAUCUUCAUCUUUCCAGCCGUCUUUUACAUACGCAUUGUACCCACGGAUAAAGAGCCCAUGACCUCAACUCCCAAGAUCCUGGCCGCCUGCUUUGCAGCCCUUGGAUUCCUGUUCAUGAUCAUGAGCCUCAGCUUCAUCAUCAUCGACUGGACAAGCGGGAGCAGCGGCCCCAGCAGGGGCCACUAGGACUGGAGCUUGUGCAGCCCUCUCGCUCUUCGGCCAUCUUGACCUUCCAGUGUUUGUAUGCGGUUGAGUAGGGAGAGAGUGUAACCGUCCGAGGACGCACUAUUCCUUGUUCCCAGGCUGUGCGGGAAUGACGCUUGCCUUUUCUUUCCAAUAAGCUGGCUAAACGGCAAUAAGAGACGAAUGUGAAUCGGAAAUGAACGCGUGUGUAGAAAUGAUCAUGGAAGGUAAACACAUGUGCUACGCUGCUUCAAACGUGAAAACUGAGCUCCCUUCCAAAAUGCUCAAGGGCCAGUUUGGCAAUGUUGGCCAUUUUUCAGCGUUCACCCGAGUGUCCAGCGCAUCUGAUUGUCUCUUUCAGGGGGAAUGCAUUGGACUCAAGGGGGGGCAUGGACUUUGUGUUUUAUGUGCCAUCCUGUUGAUGCCAAACUUAAUGUCUUGUGGUUUCAAUGCUAAAAUGAGCCCCACCUCAGCUUUUGUGUCCACCGGUGGAAUAAAGGGAUAGUGCAUCUUCAGAAUCAGGAAUUACGUGAGAAGCUCAAGAUGACCCGCUUCACCUCUGAUCCCCCUCGUGUCCUCCUCCCGAACUUCAUAGUGACUAAAACUAAUGACCUCAGUCCCACUGCCCCGUCCCCUGACCUUGAAAACUACUGUUAGUGCUGUAUAGGCAAAGAGAAACAAAUAUAAUUACGUUUUAUAAUAACAAGAAGGCACACUUAUGAGUGUUAGGAAAUAGAUUAACUUUGUAUUUUUAUAUUAUGUCUGAAAUGAUAAAUUAUUUAAUAUGUAGAACUGGGAAAAGUACAACAUGCAAAAUCAGUGUAGCAGUCCUGGAAAACAAAAUCCGGGGGGAGCAGCUGUCCCUGCAAGCUACCCGAGGUGACUUUGUCCUCCUGUAAAUGACGACGCACACAGUGAGGUGACGUUUCCAUUUUUCCAACAACUGGGAACUGUGGAAAACAGUUCUUUAUAGGAAGCUGCUGUUUGUUUGUUUCUUCUUUUACUUUGUUUUAAGUCAACACCUGUUACUGUUAGGAUGAAACGUUCACCCGUCCACACGGACCGACUCCCGGACCGCCCCUCUCAAGUGCCAUGAUAUGAGUGUUUUAGGGUGACCCUCAUGUAUUAGGGAGGGGGGGGGUCUCUAAAUCUGUAACGGCAUCGGCCUUUUAGGACUGGGCUUCUGGACGAUCAAUACAAUGAACCUGAAAUGCUCGGCUACUUCUAUACAUUAAACUGUAAAAACAAAAAAAGAUCAAAACCUCAACAGUAGACUUGUGUUUUAUUAAUAGAACCUGCUUUGGAAUGCUCUUCAACAUCGAGUACUGUGGAGACUGAGCUAAAGAUGAAGAACUUCUGUAAAGGCAAACAGUCCGAGUAUCUGUAAGGGAGCUCAGCGGCCAAUUCUGAAGUACAUGAGCCACGCAAGGACAUCAUGGAGGCUGCCUGGUCAGCGCAAAUCAAAUUCUGAGUCUGCCGCUAACUAUCUGUCUAAUCCUGCCUACUAUACUACAAAUGAAUAUCUAUCUAUCUAUCUAUCUAUCUAUCUAUCUAUCUAUCUAUCUAUCUAUCUAUCUAUCUAUCUAUCUAUCUAAUCCUGCCUACUACACUACAAAUUAACAUCUAUCUAUCUAUCUAUCUAUCUAUCUAUCUAUCUAUCUAUCUAUCUAUCUAUCUAUCUAUCUAUCUAUCUAUCUAUCUAUCUAUCUAUCUAUCUAUCACAGUUCCUCUUAAUGCCUCUUAUCCUGCCUACUAUACUAAAAUCUAUCUAUCUAUCUAUCUAUCUAUCUAUCUAUCUAUCUAUCUAUCUAUCUAUCUAUCUAUCUAUCUAUCUAUCUAUCUAUCUAUCUAUCACAGUUCCUCUUAAUGCCUCUUAUCCUGCCUACUAUACUAAAAUCUAUCUAUCUAUCUAUCUAUCUAUCUAUCUAUCUAUCUAUCUAUCUAUCUAUCUAUCUAUCUAUCUAUCUAUCUAUCUAUCUAUCUAUCUAUCUAUCUAUCUAUCUAUCUAUCUAUCUAUCUUAUCCUGCCUACUAUACUAAAAUCUAUCUAUCUAGCUGUCUAUCUAUCUAUCACAGUUCCUCUUAAUGCCUCUUAUCCUGCCUACUAUACUAAAAUCUAUCUAUCUAUCUAUCUAUCUAUCUAUCUAUCUAUCUAUCUAUCUAUCUAUCUAUCUAUCUAUCUAUCUAUCUAUCUAUCUAUCUAUCUAUCACAGUUCCUCUUAAUGCCUCUUAUCCUGCCUACUAUACUAAAAUCUAUCUAUCUAUCUAUCUAUCUAUCUAUCUAUCUAUCUAUCUAUCUAUCUAUCUAUCUAUCUAUCUAUCUAUCUAUCUAUCUAUCUAUCUAUCUAUCUAUCUAUCUAUCUAUCACAGUUCCUCUUAAUGCCUCUUAUCCUGCCUACUAUACUAAAAUCUAUCUAUCUAUCUAUCUAUCUAUCUAUCUAUCUAUCUAUCUAUCUAUCUAUCUAUCUAUCUAUCUAUCUAUCUAUCUAUCUAUCUAAUCCUGCCUACUAUACUAAAAUUAAUUUAUCUAUCUGUCUGUCUGCCUGUCUGUAUGCAUUUGGCAUUACAACUGAUCACUCGAGGUGGGACCCAGAAACUCUUGGACUCCGUCCCUGGACUCAGGUGUAGGGUGCAGUUAUCGACUAUGCCGUUGUCACACUAUGGAUGUGUGUACCUGUAAAGAGCUUUGACUACAUUAUUUUUCUAUAAAUUAUAUCUACUAUGUUAUUAAAGUGUUCCCCGAGAACAUUCAUGCAAGUUCAAGGAGAACAUGCUAAGUUCAGCACAAGCCAUGACUGGGGCUGCAAGGUGACCACUAAAAACUGAGCCCCCAAAUCCCUGUUUAUCCUGCAUGGCUCUAAGUCACUUAAUGACCUUUGCCUCUGUUUUCUAUUUGUUUUCAAAGAAUGGCCCAACAUAGAUGGAGUGAGAUUUAGAAAUGUGCUUUCCAUUACCUGGAGCCAUGUCGAUAGCCGUGUUCUUGACACAGCGCAGGUGGCUGUACUGCCCUUGAUCUCCAGCAGGUGGCAGUACGGCUCUCAGCUCACCCCUGGGCUGCAUUGGACAGACAGACGCUAGAAAGCUGCGUAUGAGAGAAAAGAAAAAUAGGAGGACGCCAGAGCUGGGAAAACGAGAGUCGUCCCAUCGAGACUGAUAGAUUUCACUGACAGUGUGAACCGGUAGCAGGGUCUUACAGCUUACGUCCUUUUUUGUUUUUAAAAUGGCAACAAAUGGCACUGUGUCAUUGAGAAAUAACAACUGUACGUACUUUGGUCUUAGACACCAGCAUUUAUAAAUAAUGUAUAUAAAUAAAACCCUUUGUAUUCUGCUUUCAUAUCCAGCUUGUAUAGUGUAAAUAGCAAUAGAUAGAUGCCGGAUUUAGCCUGUCAAUAAAUAAAGAGCCAUUUUUAAAGGA